UAAAACGCGUGAAAAUUUCCAGACUCCUGAAAAUCCUCUCCCAUCUGAAGGUUUAAAAUAGCGUCGCGACGUCAGGGUCAGAGUUUGACGGCGUCGGGCCCAGCGAGCUAUAACCUAGUCCGAGCCUGGCAAUCAGCCAUUGAAAGUGUGUAGAAAUCAAUAGCCUCAUCAUGGAUCCGGAGGCAUUCCUCGAUAUCGCCAACCAGGUGGUCAAGCUCAAGAUGUUUCCCUAUUUCGACAUUGCGCACUGCACCUUGUGCGCCCUGUCCGUCAGGGAAGACCUGGGAAGCGGCGCUCAGGCAUUUUCGCGCAAACAUCCCCUAGCAUGCUGGUUAUCGUACAUGUUGGUGGUGUUUGCUGGCGGAAUGGUGGCAAAUGGACUCUUGGCAGAACCUAUCCUUGCACCUCUCAAAAAUACGCCACAACUAAUAGUUGCAACACUAGUUUGGUAUGUGAUUUUUUAUACUCCUAUUGACCUGGGGUAUAAGCUUGCGAAAUUUCUUCCAAUUAAAGUCGUCUUCUCUGCCAUGAAAGAGAUUUACAGAUGCAAGAAAGUAUAUGAUGGAGUGACUCACGCCGCUAAGCUGUACCCCAACGGCUAUCUUAUUAUGGUCAUUAUUGGGACCUUAAAAGGUAACGGGGCCGGAUUUACAAGGCUACUGGAACGUCUUAUGAGAGGUGUGUGGACCCCAACGGCUAUGGAAUUCAUGCAACCCAGUUUCUACACGAAAGCUUCCCUUGUCGCUUCCAUCAUCUUCAUUCUUGACAAAAAGACGGAACUGAUUUCGGCGCCACAUGCCCUAGUUUAUUUCGGAAUUGUUAUCUUUUUUGUUUACUUCAAAUUGUCUUCCAUUCUGCUGGGAAUCCACGAUCCCUUUGUUCCCUUUGAAAACCUGCUAUGUGCGUUGUUCUUCGGCGGAAUUUGGGACAGUCUGGCCAAAAUUUUGGGCAGGGGCCAGUUAAAGGAAGGUGAAUCCAAAGAUGCGAAAAAAACCAACUAAAUUGACUCAAGUUACGAAAAAACUAAAUUUGAUAAAGUGCGGAAUAUCAAAUUUAUUUUUCUCGACUUUUGAUUGAACCAAGACUUGAACAAAUAAAGUCCUUCGUCUGACUCAGACCUAGGAUUCUAUUUGACUGUUGCAACUUUAAGCCAAAUUGUACCAAAAUAAUUGUAUUUAUACUCAAUAAAUAAAUUCCUCUGA
This is a messenger RNA of Tribolium castaneum (red flour beetle), 1202 nucleotides long. RefSeq lists its product as uncharacterized. The record is from RefSeq and is a predicted model, not a curated record. Gene Ontology annotation, molecular function: identical protein binding; potassium channel activity. The transcript has 5 exons. Bases 171 to 1001 code for a protein of 276 amino acids. Gene Ontology annotation, cellular component: membrane. Lineage: Eukaryota; Metazoa; Arthropoda; Insecta; Coleoptera; Tenebrionidae. Gene Ontology annotation, biological process: potassium ion transmembrane transport.